CUUAAUGAAAUUUUAAUGAAAAGUGAAAGAAUGAAAGGUUAACCGGGUGAAAAAAUAAAUCAACCCACAAUCAAUUGAAUGGCAAUAAUUUCAAUCAAUUAAAAGAUCAAUAGAUUAGCAUUGAAUUUGAAAGUGAUAUAGCUGAUAUGAUAAUCAAAAAUAUAUACAGACAUAAUAAAACCGCGUGGCAUACCAUGAAUCGGAGGCAACAACGUGCUUGCACAGCAACACGAUUGGUUAUGGAGAAAUGGAUGCAGAGAAGAGGGAGAGAAGGCAGUACGCCUUGCAUUAUAGUUGAACAGCAUAGCACACACGUGGUGGGGAUCAUCCGACCACCACAAAACGGUGAAAACUUCUUACUGGCAACUUCAUUCACGUUUUAGUAAUCGGCAUUCACUCGCGAGCUGUUGCAGCACGCGGGAUCUAACAAGGUAAGGGACAGGUGAAUCGUUCAGUGAUCAUUUUACCACCCUUACAUUACAAUUGAUAAUAAUCACUCUGGAGAUUGAUUUUCUAGUGAUACAAACAUUUUUUUAUCAAUAGGUAUACAUUGAAGACUGGGAAAAAUUAAAUUUCAAGUUUCACUUGACAUUUAUAUAAGUUGUCAACAAAUAAUUCAAUGCUACGUCAAUAUUUUUCGUGGAAGAAAAAUUGAUUCAAUAAAAAUCUCAAAUUAAUCUUAGUGGGACGUUUGGCAACGGUAUUUACAGCACAGAAUAGUAGUCAUCCAGGUUACUCAGCUAGCACCUUAGAACUCGUGGAAAGUAGCUGCACGCUCCGUUUCACGUCGCAGACGUUAAGUUACACCCGUGUCUUCUUCUCCAACUGUGCCCGGCUUUUAUUUCUUUACGCGAAAGACUUUGAACCGCGCAAGUUACUCGAGACAUACGUCUAGACAUUGUCAGUGAGACCAGGAAUUAGAAUAAAAAAUCAAAACGGUGCAUAUCUCCAAGAAUUACAUUUAAUUAUAGUGUUUAAAUAAAUAUCAUGUAGACUUUAAUAAUUCUUUAGUGUUAUUAUAUUUUCAUACUUUUUUUAUUAAAUGACACUUUGAUUUUAAAUAAGUGAUAAGUGAUUGUGAAGAUUAAAACAAAAUCAUCAUGAUUGGAGCCAAGAUUAUACUAAUUUUGAUCUUCCUUGGUUCUGCUACUUGCACACAAAACGUUUCAAUGAGCCCUGCGGAUAUUCUACCGAGCUACGAUCCACAGUUUAUGGCUCGAUGUUACUUCCCAGCCGAAUUCCAGGGCGAGUUCGUGAUGCAGGUGAGCGGAAGCGGCGCCAGAGGCUCUUCAAAUACCAUCGAGCCCAUUCAAUACUCACCACUCAACAUCACCUACGACGCGAUACCUGUUUGGGGAUACUGUCAUAAGAGAGUUGGCGAUAAUGUUCUUCUCGUCGACAGAAUUGGAGACGGUCAAUGUAUCAGAUGUUUCCGGCUUAAAAGAAGAUCCCGCAACAUCAUUGAAGUCUUCUACGAGAAUCUCAACAGGUGUUAUACAUACGAGAAAGGUGCUCUUGAGUCAUGUGAAACACUAAACUCCACAGCAAUUCUUUAUCGCACAAAAGAACUUGGUGGGAUACCGAUUAGGAACGAGUUCUGCCCAAUAGCUGGGAGAUAUCAUUUCAAAUACAACAUCAAUGAUGGCACUGAAGACGAUAUGGAAUGCAACACUUUUUCAUCCAGUCUCGACAACUGUCCUGAUGGUUCAAUUUUCCGAUUGCAAUUUAAAAAAUGUUCUUUCCAAAUUCACGGAACAACCAAUUCAGUAAUGGAAAAUCGAACAACAGCUCUAGUAGAUAGAAAUAUAACAUUCAAUUGCUUGGGAAGCUGGCCAGGUAGACCCGAUGGAGCGCGGUAUAUUGCUCUUCUUGAUACCAGAGUUGAUGGAGAGCGUAGACCUCAAUACCGCUGUGGGUUAUAUCACGUGGAUAACAAGGGCAGAAUUUACAUGGCAUUUAGCAGUGAUUCAAGUUGCACACAAAAUUUAGAGAAUUCAACGAGUGGUUAUGAAACUUUGAUCCUCACUCGAGCUAUUAAUCAAAGAAGAAUGCCUGACUAUGUCACGACUCAUUUGGCAUCAUAUCCCAAGUGGGCACAAGGAGAAUGGGAAGAAUCUCUCAUUGUCAACGGUACCAUGUCUUUCAACGAUCUUAAUGGAUAUCGUAGCUAUACUUUCAUCACAGUUGAUUCCAAUGAUGAAACUGGCAGAUAUAUAGUUUACUCUAAAGAUCACUGUGAACAAGAAGCAUAUUUAUGUUUAAUGAUGAGGCAACGCAGUGAAAAUGUUUUGGAGUUCAAAAUUGGAACUGUUUCAUCCCCUGUAUAUGCAAGAUAUUUAUGUGAUGAUUUAAAUUUGGAUCGGGCUGACUGGAUGACUCAAGCACGUUUAGAAAGACUUGUAGAAUCUCCUUGUCCCAUCACUGGUCAUUACGUCGGUAGGAUACCUGAUCUUCCAGGCACGUGCGCCGAAUUGAGCAGCAACUGCAACACUCGUGAAAUAAUGUAUUACAAAGUCACCGAUUGUGAAUCUGGUGAAUUAUAUGAAGAGCGAACAUACUUGUGUCUUGGACAGUGGGAAGAAAAAGGAGUCAUGUACACAUAUACAAAGAGAAACGAUACAGAAACUAAUGAGUGCUUUGUUGGAUUAAUAGUUAAUGAUGAUGAAAUUUACAUAAAAGAAGCAGGAGAUCAUUGUCUUCGUAAUAUAGAUCCUCGUAGAGAAGGAAUGCGUCUCCAUAAAAAAGGUCAAUGUUAUGGAAAUUCUCCUAGUCCUGCACCUACGCCGAUAAAACCCAUUCCCCAUGAUCCAAUAAUGAGAAUAACAACACCGCAUUCACGACAACCUAGUAAUUCAUUAGCUACGACAAAGAAACCACCGAGAACAAUAUCUUCUUCAGCAUCGCAAAAAUUUGCUCAUGUACAUAUUUUUGCAUACAUGUCAGUAAUCUAUAUGAUUUAUACAAAAAUAAGCUUAAUUAACUUUGCAUAAUUGUCCAUAAAACUGCCUAAUAGUGUCAAGCUCACACUAUAAAUCAAAUAAAAAAAAACAUCUAUUUUGAUAUUUUCUGUGAAAUUUAUUAUAGAGUAGCACUUGUAAAAAACUGUUGUAUUUUAUAUUGAGAAACACUGACAGUUUUAUUUAAUUUAUAUAUCAGAUAUGUUAAUAAGAGUCGAAUUUAUGACUCCGGAAAUGUAAAAAGAAGGGUUUUAAGAAAUCCGUGAGUCAUCAAUAUUUAUUCUGUCAAUUACAGACAAUUUAGUAAUAAAUUUUCGUAAAACUUUUUUACAUAUUUACUAAAUACGAAAAAAAAUUAUAUAUAUAUAUAUAUAUAAAAUUAAUAUUUAUAUAAAAAAUAUUUUAUAAAAAAUUUAGACUGUUCAUCAUGAACUGUGUAUGUGAAAAAUAGAAAAUUUUUAGGUAAAUCAUGCUUUCUAUAAAAUAACAAAAUGAAUACAUAUCAGCAUCAAAUAUCGUAUUCAAAUUCAAUAAUUGUAUAGGGUAAAACAACAAUAAAUUCAACAUUUUUUCAUUGUAAAAAUAAUUAUAUUUACAACAUUUGAUGAAAUUUGUGAAAUUUUACAGUUAACGUAUUAUAUAUAAGCUUGAUUUUAUUUAAAUUAGUAUAGAAUUGAUAAUAAGGACAGUUAAUGUAAUAAAAAGUUAUAAACGAAAUGAUAAAACAAACUUUUAAUAGAUAUGUUUAAUAUUAACUGCCUUGUUACCAUGUAAGUACGUAUGUGAAUGUAAAUAUAUGUAAACUUGUUAAAAUAUUAUUUUAGUAGGUAAAAACUAUAUUGUGAUUGCCUCAAUGAGUGUGUGAAAGGAGGCUUGUCAUUAGGUGCAUUUAGUUUACACUCAGUUAAUGAGAUGCAAAUAAGUUGCAUCAAUUAAAGUAUAAGUAAAAACAAUCGUGUAAACAUAUAAAAAAAAUAUUUAUUUCAUAAUAAAGUAAUAUAAAAGUA
This is a messenger RNA of Chelonus insularis, 3964 nucleotides long. RefSeq lists its product as uncharacterized. The transcript has 12 exons. The record is from RefSeq and is a predicted model, not a curated record. Bases 1101 to 2990 code for a protein of 629 amino acids. Lineage: Eukaryota; Metazoa; Arthropoda; Insecta; Hymenoptera; Braconidae.